This is a messenger RNA of Oncorhynchus mykiss (rainbow trout), 1996 nucleotides long. RefSeq names its product maturin, neural progenitor differentiation regulator homolog (Xenopus) (gene mturn). Gene Ontology annotation, cellular component: cytoplasm. Gene Ontology annotation, biological process: positive regulation of megakaryocyte differentiation; regulation of signaling. The record is from RefSeq and is a predicted model, not a curated record. Lineage: Eukaryota; Metazoa; Chordata; Actinopteri; Salmoniformes; Salmonidae.
UUCCACAACGCGUGCGUAACGUAUGUAUGCGACCCCAGAACGGACUGCUCCCUGCUGAUCUCAUCGGUUAAUGGACUAAUGAAAGGAUGAGGGUUUGAGAAAACACCUUAUUGUUACCGAAUACCGUGAAGCCAGUGUAAUGCGAUAGUGAAAAGAUAUUGUCUCUCUCGCCACGCGCAUGGCGCGUUAGGGGAAACUGCAGGCUACAGCUGUCUGUCCGGUCAGCUGUUUUUAUUUACCGAGAGACAGCAGCAUCAAUAGGAGGGCACGAGACCACAGACUAGUCUAUACCGGCGCCCCGGACCCCCACAGACCAGACCACCAGGACUAAGAGAGAGGAGGGCAGAGAGAGAGAGAGAGAGAGAGAGAGAGAGGAUGGAGUUUAAGCAGCUGGUGGAGGUGGCGGAGAAAUGGUGUUCGUCUGUUCCGUUCGAUCUGAUCUUUGCGGAGGAGGAUGAUGAGAGGAGACUGGACUUCUACGCAGAACCGGGAAUCUCCUUCUAUGUCCUUUGUCCCGAUAACAUGACGGGAGGGACCGAGAAUUUCCAUGUAUGGAGUGAGAGUGAGGACUGCCUGCCGUUCCUACAGCUAGCCCAGGACUACAUCUCCUCCUGCGGGAAGAAAACACUGCUAGAGGUCCUGGACAAAGUCUUCACUUCCUUUAGACCUUUGCUGGGUCUACCAGACAUAGAUGAUGAGACGUUUGAGCAGUACCAUGCAGGCGUGGAGGAGGAACCAGGGCCGGACCACCAGCAGAUGGGAGUCAGCCAGCAGUGAUGUCCGACCGGGCCACAAUAAUUACCCACACCUCUGGUUUCAUCCCCUGCAUCAAUACACAGGCCCAACGACCCUGUAGCGACUAUACAAAGUCAUAAUGUAUACUCAGAUUCAUAAUGUACACAUACACACACACACACACACACACAGGACAGCCGGACAGCCAGCCUGCUGAAAUGUACCAUUGCGUUCUUUAACUUAUCAAAAGCUUUGCUCUCCAGAUAUUGCACUCCUUCUCAUGUCACACGCGCACACACACACACACACACACACACACACACACACACACACACCUGUGUCAUACAACAUUAUUAUUAAUGUCAUUCAUACAGCAGGCUACAACAUUACUAUAGUUUAUAUUACUAACCACCACCAUGCUGGUUCUAGCAUGAUAAGCAUGACACUCUCCAACCUUGCUCAGCAUAUCCACCUAAAGACAAACAAUCAACUAGUCUAGCAGCAACAACAUACUCCCUCCCCAGCCUGGCCACCCAGACAUAGCAGAGCACUGUCACUGUCAACCAUGUAACACCUGACUGGAACCAUCCACUGUACCACACAAUGCUAGCCAAACCAGCACAUUGUUGUGACCUUGUAAAAAUGUUAGCGGUGAAAAUAGAGGGAGGAAUAGAGCAGAAAUGUAAUCCUAUGUUAUAAACUGUCCCUUAUGUACUGCUGUGAAGUUGGCCAAGAGCUGCUGUAUCUGUGUGUUUAUUUCAUAGUGUGUGUGUGUGUGUGUGUUUUGUGUGUUUGUGUGUGUGUGUGUGUGUGUGUGUGUGUGUGUGUGUGUGUGUGUGUGUGUUUGUGCGUGUUUUGUGUGUGUGUGUGUGUCACCACCAUCAGUGCACUGCUACGCUUUUACUAUCCCCACGGACCUGAAGGAGUAGGAUGAAGUUGUUUUUAGACACUGAUCCAAGGUCAUUUUCCCCCGUUAUUGGGAUUGGGGAAAGGAAACUGUUCCUAGAUCUGUGUCUACAGGCAACGUCUACCUGCAGCAGCCUUCUUCCACCUUACUAAACUAGGCCUACACUUGUUACUCUCUCUGAACAUGGCAACUACGAUAGAUGUAAGUCUCUCUCCGAAUGCUUUUAAGUCUUUACUUAUGAACAUCAUUUUUAGUUACAUUAUUUAACUGAAUGUUUGUCAUGCUAAUGUGUGUUUUUAUGUUCUGUCCUCCAGUGUGUGUGAAGGUAUUCAAUAAAACAAAUGUGUGGAGGGA